Lynx canadensis (Canada lynx) is the source of this 1425-nucleotide messenger RNA. RefSeq names its product otolin 1 (gene OTOL1). Gene Ontology annotation, molecular function: protein binding. The record is from RefSeq and is a predicted model, not a curated record. The transcript has 4 exons. NCBI's taxonomy places the organism in Eukaryota, Metazoa, Chordata, Mammalia, Carnivora, Felidae. Bases 1 to 1425 code for a protein of 474 amino acids.
AUGUGGACGUUUUCUUGGCUGUGUGCCAUUUUAAUUAUUUUGGCUUUUGCUGGUAUGGACACAGUAGCAAAGACCACACCGCAUCCCAAAUUUACGAAGAAAUCUGAGGGAAAAGAGAUGCCGAAGGGUCUAAAGCCGUCCAGUGGCCCACCUCCAGAAGAAGAGGAAAUGCCUUUCACAGAAGUGGCUGAAAUGGUGGAACCGACCCCCAACCCCCCAGCCCUAGAUUCUGCCUUCGGUACUGCCACUCUCUUCCCCUUUGAAAACUUCACUCUUGACACGGCUGACUUUUUUCUGAAUUGCUGUGAUUGUUGUUCAUCUGUCCCAGGGCAAAAAGGAGAACCUGGAGAGACUGGAAAGCCAGGUCUUAAGGGAGAGGCUGGUGGAAUGGGGAUCCCAGGGCCACCAGGAAUUGUUGGACCCCCAGGUCCAAAAGGCCAGAAAGGAGAGAAGGGACUUAAGGGGGAACGUGGGGACCAAGGAACAAGUGGAGCCCCAGGAUACCCGGGAAAACCCGGAGAACCAGGUGGCCUUGGUCCUAAGGGGGAGAGAGGAAACAUCGGACUGACAGGAGUGAAGGGGCAAAAAGGCUCCAAAGGGGACACGUGUGCAAAUGGUACCCAAGGAGAUAAAGGAGACCAGGGGGCUGCGGGCUCACCUGGCUUGAAUGGAGAGCCUGGGGCCAAGGGAGAGAAAGGGGAGAUGGGGGAAAAGGGCUGCUGUGGGGAGUCUGGGCAGAGGGGAGGGAAGGGAGAAAAAGGUGAGGAGGGUCUGAAAGGGGAAAAAGGUAGCAAAGGAGAUACUGGAACGGAAGGCAAAAGCGGCCCAGAUGGCCUGCCUGGGGCCCCAGGGGAUCCAGGAGUUAAAGGAGAAAAGGGAGAGUUAGGUCCUCCUGGUCUUGCGGGGCCUGUGGGGCCAAAAGGUGAGGUUGGGAGCAAAGGGGUCCGGGGAUCUAUUGGCAAGAAGGGCUCUCGGGGCUUCAAAGGCUCCAAGGGGGAGGUGGCCAGAGUGCUGCGGUCAGCCUUCAGCGCCACUUUAUCGAAGCCUUUCCCUCCUCCCAACAUCCCAAUCAAAUUUGACAAGGUUCUCUAUAAUGACCAAGGGAAUUACAGCCCUGUCACUGGCAAAUUUAACUGUAGUGUUCCUGGCGCAUAUGUAUUUUCCUACCAUGUCACUGUGAGAGGCAGACCCGCUCGCAUCAGCCUGGUGGCCCAGAAUAAGAAGCAGUUCAAGUCCAGAGAAACGCUCUAUGGCCAUGAAAUAGACCAGGCCUCUCUUCUUAUCAUCCUGAAAUUAAGUGCAGGGGACCAAGUCUGGUUGGAAGUUUCGAAAGAUUGGAAUGGGGUCUAUGUCAGCCCUGAGGAUGAUAGCAUUUUUACUGGGUUCCUUUUGUACCCAGAGGAAAAUUCUGGAAUUUCACCAUAA